CACGUUCCUGGUGACGCGGUACGUAAACAUGACGCCAUGACGUACUGACGGGAAAGUACUACUUCUGUUGCCAAGCUGUUUUGCUCCUCUCGGCCACCGUACUUCUGAAAAAAAGCGAAGUCUUCAUUCCAACAUGGCGCUGCGCACAGCCCUGCGAACUGGAGCAGAUUUAGGGGUCAAUAAUGCCAGGACUUUCAUCACUACAGCAUUCCUCCGCCGGCUGGUUCCUCCUCUGGGUCCGAUGCCGAACGAGGAGCUGGACUCCACAGACCUGGAGUCUCUAGAGAAAUACCGGAGCUACACCCGGUACCUGAGGAAAGCCGAGGAGGCCAGGAACAAACCGGCCUGGUGGAAAACCUACAGGAGCUACGUGGAGAAACAGGAUCCAGAGCAUGUCUCCUGUGUUACAGCUGCAGAGAAAGUGGACAUCGGGCUGCCGUAUCUACGCCAGAGCCGACUGAAGGAAGUGAAGGAGAGGACGCAGCUGAUGAAGGACAAGAAGAAGGACGCCGAGCUGGAGAGGGCGUCUCGUCUGCGGACUCUGAAGGUGUCUCUGGAGCGGGUGCAGGAGGAGUGGGGGAAGAGCAGCGGUCCGUUCCACAUAAAGAGGCUGGCCGAGCACUACGGCGUCUUCAGAGACCUCUUCCCCAUGGCCCACUUUCUACCCCAGGUUCUGAUGCAGAUCAGCUACAGCCAGGACAACGGCACACAGGUGCAUUAUGGGAACCGGCUGACACCAACAGAAGCAGCGUCCGUCCCUCAGAUCAGUUUUGAAGCAGAGGAGGGCUCCCUGUGGACGCUGAUGCUCACCUGUCCAGAUGAGCAUCUCCUGGAUAACGAGGCAGAGUACGUCCACUGGCUCGUAGGGAACAUACCAGGUGGGUCGGUGCAGGCAGGGGAGGAGCUGUGUCACUACCUCCCCCCCUUCCCCGCCAAAGGAACCGGCUUCCACCGAUAUGUCUACGUCCUGUUCAAACAGGAAGCACGCAUCGACUUCCAGGAAGACGUCCGGACGACACCGUGCCUCUCUCUGGCCGAGCGCUCCUUCAAGACGCUGGAUUUCUACAGGAAGCAUCAGGAAGCCAUGACGCCUGCAGGCCUCGCCUUCUUCCAGAGCCAAUGGGACGAUUCCGUCAGCGACACCUUCCACCACACGCUCAACAUGAGGGAGCCGGUGUUCGAGUUCAUCCGACCCCCGGUGUACCACCCCCCCCAGGUCAAACACCCCCACCGACAGCCGCUGCGUUACCUGGACCGGUACAGGAACGGGAAGGAGCACACGUACGGGAUUUACUAAUGAGACUUCGGAACCCUUUCAAAAUGUCCGUGUAAAUGUGUCGUCAUGUCUGGCGAAAUAAAUGUCAUAAAUAAAGAACUUUUUCAGCCGUGCUGAUUUCAGAGGA
Messenger RNA from Eleginops maclovinus (Patagonian blennie), 1403 nucleotides. It is a transcript of the gene mrpl38, whose product is annotated as mitochondrial ribosomal protein L38. Gene Ontology annotation, cellular component: mitochondrial large ribosomal subunit. The record is from RefSeq and is a predicted model, not a curated record. The transcript has 10 exons. The coding region runs from base 134 to 1297 and encodes 387 amino acids. Lineage: Eukaryota; Metazoa; Chordata; Actinopteri; Perciformes; Eleginopidae.